AUGAGCGGAUCGUACUGGGAUUCGAGUCAGAGAAAUAAGUGGAAAUGCACUAGAGAAUCAUUGGCCAAAGAGAAACAGAAGCUUUGGCAGUUGGAGUGCCAGCUCUUCCCGCAGGGACUCAACAUUACGAUCCACGACUCGAAAACGAAUAAGCAGGUGACUACGAACAUUCCGGUGACGCAAAGAGACUUGCACUACGACCGGGACUACAAUUUGCGGAUAUACUGCUAUUUCCUAAUUAUGAAGCUUGGAAGACGGUUGAACAUACGACAGUGCGCACUGGUGACAGCACACGUGUACUUGAGCCGGUUUCUCAUACGCGCGAGCGUCCGGGAGGUCAAUCUGUACCUCUUGAUCACCACAUGCAUCUAUUUGGCGUGCAAAGUAGAAGAGUGUCCGCAGCACAUCCGGACGCUUGUCAACGAGGCUCGCUCGCUUUGGCCCGAAUUCAUCCCACCAGACGUCACAAAGGUCACUGAAUUCGAGUUCUACCUCAUCGAGGAGCUCCAGUCCUACUUGAUCGUCCACCACCCGUACCGCUCGCUCGAGCAGAUCGAGCGUGCCCUCGCGUCCCCGAAGUACAACUACAAACUAUCCGACGACGAGCUCCAGAAAAUCUGGUCCUUGAUCAACGACAGCUACACCACAGACGUCCACCUCCUAUACCCGCCCCAUGUCAUCGCCGUCGCCUGUCUAUUCGCCGUCUCCUGCAUCCUCCACAAGUCAGAGGACACCACCAAGCGCGACAAGAUCAACAGGUUCAUCGCAGAAUCCCAGGUAAAUCUGGAACAAGUUAUGUUCAUUCUCCAGGAACUCAUCACCCUUUAUGACCACUGGGACAAGUACAACGAGCUACGAAUAAGAGCACUCUUGCACGAACUCUACCUUCGCCAGCCCACUGUCAUCCAAUAA
This is a messenger RNA of Kluyveromyces marxianus DMKU3-1042, 912 nucleotides long. RefSeq names its product cyclin-dependent protein serine/threonine kinase regulator SSN8 (gene SSN8). The record is from RefSeq and is a predicted model, not a curated record. The coding region runs from base 1 to 912 and encodes 303 amino acids. Gene Ontology annotation, cellular component: nucleus; mediator complex. Lineage: Eukaryota; Fungi; Ascomycota; Saccharomycetes; Saccharomycetales; Saccharomycetaceae. Gene Ontology annotation, biological process: positive regulation of transcription by RNA polymerase II. The transcript has a single exon. Gene Ontology annotation, molecular function: cyclin-dependent protein serine/threonine kinase regulator activity.